GGACACUUCCAGUUUGGGAGGAAGACGAGGAAAGCGGCAUCACAGGAAGGGGUGGGGGGGGGAAGGGAGGAACCCAAGAGAGGGGUGGGGAAGGAGGAGGAGGAGGAGGAGGAGGAGGAGGAGGUGGUUGUUGCAUCAAAAACGUGCAUGAAGUGAGUGGAAAAACGAGCAAAGGGUGAAGAUGACGCCGGUUAUGGAAGCUCAAAGCAGACGCCGGCUCUGGCGGGAGGAGGAGGACAUUGUAUGGAGGUGCACACAGCAUGUCAUUGAGCGUGGUGGGAUGAAGAUGCGAAUAAGGAUCCUAGCGUAUGUGAUAAUCCUCGUUCUUCUUUGCGGACAAGAUGCUAUAGGAGAAGUUUCGACGAAGUCGGCCAAACACAGGAGAAGUCUCGGAGGUGCCAGGACCAUAUAUGGAUUUGAGGAGAAGGGGAGGUUAACUGCUAAAGAAAUUGGAGCUUUUAACACAACGAUUAUACAUUAUCGACAUGUGAAGACACAGGCAGACUUUGUUUCUGUAAUCACCAGUGAUGCACAGAAAGCAUUCUUCAUAGAAUUCAGAACACCUCCGUCAGGGAACGAAGGCACUCCACAUAUCCUGGAACAUGGUGUCCUUGGUGGCAGUCGGAGGUAUCCGAUCAACGAUGCCUUCACUGAGGCUGUAUAUGGAAAUACUGGGAAUAUGAAUGCAUUCACUGCAACAGACACAACUGCCUAUUUUGUCCAGAGUACAAACACACAGGAGUUCUGGAACCUUUUUGACUUGUACUGGGACGCUGUGUACCACCCAAGAUGUGUAAUUGAUGAUAGCAUCUUGAAGUCCGAGGGAUGGAGCUAUCGCCUUGAGCAUCCCGACGAUGAAUUAACGAUCAAAGGUCUAGGAUUCGAAAGGCAAGAGCUUUGGCUAGGAUCUUAUAGGGAAGUGCUAGAAGCGAGAUGGAUCUAUAGUUCCUGAUAUCUUCUCUCUCCUUUUUUUUGUACAAUGAAGUGACCACGCUGCU
Messenger RNA from Chara braunii, 998 nucleotides. NCBI's taxonomy places the organism in Eukaryota, Viridiplantae, Streptophyta, Charophyceae, Charales, Characeae. The record is from the annotation of a GenBank genome assembly.